AUGUUCUCCAUACAGGAAGAAGUCCUCUUCGUCAGCCACAGCCCGGCUCGCAGGCGCUGUGAUGAAGACAAGCUGAGUCUAAUCCGGAGCCACGCUCAGGCAUAUGUUCAGAGGCGCCGGAGGCCAGUGUUCGGGUCUAAGAAAGAUCGCUCGAGGGAGGGUGGCGUCAUGAGUCCGGAGAGUCGCAGAUCGACCACGAAACCGCCGCAGCCGGACGAGACAGAUUCACUGCACGUUGUCAAGCAUGGAUGUCAACGAAGGACCCGAUGCUCAGAGACGUCGACCGUGACUCUUGCUAGAGGCAGCUUCGAGCCCUUCAAUUCAUUCCCCGUCAGCGUCGAUGAAGCUUUCGUCAGUCUCUUCGAGCGAUACUAUCGUGGCUACCGAUGGGACGCCUACAAGCCAGAUCUCUUCCGCGAGACGGCCAGCGACCCAAAACUAUAUCACAGCUUCCUCGCCAUAGCCUACAACAUGUUUUCGCAGGACAAGAUCAAAGCCAUCGAGCACGAAACGGAGGCCAUCAUGUCCAUCUCACGGGGGUUGAAGCAAGCCAAGAUCGACGACGAAGCCGAUUCAACCAGCAAAGAAGCCAUCACAUGGGCUAUAUCACGCCUUGCGAUGAUUCGGUCUCAGCAGGGUGAUUGGGACACCGCCCUUAAGCACAUCAAUGCCUGCGCUCUGACAUGCAGCUCCAUCUCGGACCUGGCCGCUUACAAGUUUGCAGCACAUAUCCACUGCACGCAUAGCGUCUUACUGUUGACGAACCUCAGCCGGAUUCACGGAGUCAAUGCUCAGCUCAGGAGACCGUAUGGCGAUACAGGGCGUUCAGCACUUGCGGAUGUUGAGGCCCAGGGGUUCAAGUUACCGCUGGCAGCACUUCUGUCUCUGAAACACUUGAAGGUGGAUUCACAGCUCCUCGACGUCCUUUGUGCGAUGAUAGCACUCUGCCAUCCUGCAAAGUGUACUCCUGUGUUUCACGACACACUUGGUAUUCAACAGGCGGUCGAACUGCUCAAGCUAGCUGUACAUCUGGCGGAGAUGUGUACGGACCUUCAAAGUGGCGAUGCCACUGGACAAGACCCUGAAUGGCGAAUAGAGCUUCAAACAUGUACGAGGUUAACAUCCUUCCUGUUCGUCCUAUGCCCUUCGCCUGCUGCACAAGCCGCCUGCAAAGAGGUACGUCAGAGACUGACGGACGGCCUACUCAAACACAUCAUCGGCAUAGCAGCCGAUACAGGGGAAGCAGUGGCCCCACCCACACCCCUAUCGGUCCUCUUUCUCUGGAUCUUGCUCGUCUGCAGUACAUCAGCACAGAAACGCUCCGAUCAGCUCUACUUCUCCGAGGUGAUCAAGAAACACUACCCCUACGUCGCAGACGCAUCGGACUCUGCUAUCGAGAACUGGAAGUUGAGUCUGCCGUUGCUUGGGGUUGGUUCAAACCCGCCGCCUGACUAUUUCUGGCGGUUGAGCAGUGAAGGCUCGAAAUCGGGAAGUGAAGGAGGAUAUCAAUCAGCGGACUUGGCUUCUUCUUCACAGUUCACGAAGAGUUCGAGGGUGACAUUGGAAGAGCUUUCUCCUGAGACUUUUAGUAUUGAGGAUGAAUUUUUGUCGUUCUGA
Messenger RNA from Zasmidium cellare ATCC 36951, 1617 nucleotides. RefSeq lists its product as uncharacterized. NCBI's taxonomy places the organism in Eukaryota, Fungi, Ascomycota, Dothideomycetes, Mycosphaerellales, Mycosphaerellaceae. The record is from RefSeq and is a predicted model, not a curated record. The transcript has a single exon. Bases 1 to 1617 code for a protein of 538 amino acids.